Molecule: messenger RNA, 1052 nt
Organism: Lasiosphaeria miniovina
Lineage: Eukaryota; Fungi; Ascomycota; Sordariomycetes; Sordariales; Lasiosphaeriaceae
Product: Nitroreductase-like protein
Exons: 4
Coding region: 134-919 (261 amino acids)
Biological process (GO): cellular response to oxidative stress
Molecular function (GO): oxidoreductase activity
Source: RefSeq, a predicted model, not a curated record
ACCGACAAUACGCUGCAUGACGCACACGGCUACAUCACUGCACACGCACAACAGCAAAUUACACCUCGCACUCGCAUGAUCUGUUAGUACCGACAGCUUCAUUGCAUUGACUGUCUUGGAUUCCCUAUUGGAAAUGGAGAUAAAUAUGUCGGCCGUUCUUGGCCCCAUUGUCUUGCUCUCUCUCUCUGUAUUCCUCAUCAACUCUCGCCUAGCAAUUUUACCCCGUUAUUUUCGCGCCACCUUCACCCUUGUCCUCAUACUUUACCUGCUCCCACCACGCGCCAUAGAUACCAUGUCGUCGCCCUCAGCCUCAACCCUCGCACUCGCCGAGGCCUUCAAGAACCGGCGGUCGACUCACACGCUGUCGGACGACAUCACUCUGCCCGACGCACGGAUCCAGGAGAUCAUCCACGACGCCGUAAAACACUCCCCAAGCCCCUUCAACUACCAGGGCAGCCGUGUCGUGCUGCUCCUCAAGGCCGAGCACCACAAGUUUUGGGACAUUGCACGCGAGGUUGCCCAGGCCAAGAUACCCGCUCAGGUGUUCAAGGAACGCUACGAGGCGCGCAUCAACAUGUUUCGUGCGGCGUACGGCACAGUCCUGUUCUUUGCUUCCGGUUCCAAGUUGAAGGAUUUGCAGACCCAGUAUCCGCUCCUCGUGGACCAUCUCCCCCAGUGGGAAGAACACAUGAGCGGGAUGCUGCAGUAUGCCGUCUGGAACAUGCUCACAUCCGAGGGCCUUGGGUGCAACCUCCAGCACUACAAUCCCAUGGUCAACACACGCGUCGCUGAGGAGUGGAAGCUCCCCGCCGACUGGAGUCUGAAGGCGCAGAUGGUGUUCGGCAAGCCGGUAGGCGAGCUGCGGGAGAAGACUUUUGAGCCGGUUGAGGGGACGCGGUUUUUUGUUCACGGCGUGUGAAGCGAGGAUAUAGGCCCUCCCCCCCCCCCGCGACCAGCAGCAUUGCCUUUGACACAUUAAAGUUUGCACUUCCGUUUAUAUAGCGACCUGGCUUUUAGAUUAUGAGAAACACAAAAGAUGCAUUGGGAACCGC